AAAAACCAGCUAGCACAUUCAGUCCAGAGCGCUCUGAUACGGCACGUCGUGUCUACCUCACUGCCAAAGACUGAAACUCUUUCUUUUACCUACUUUGCUGUGUUUUCAAUCACCUGAGGUGAAUUUUUACUCGUUUUCAGAUGGAUUUGUGGUCGUGGAUUAGUCCGUGUUGUUUAUUUAGGCAGUGUUGAGUGCAUGGACUAUGCUCACCUCAUCCGAUUAAAAAAGGGGGAGUGGAGGAAUUGAUUCUGUGGAGGGAGAAGCUCCAUGACAGAGACCGACUGUACAGGUGAGACACAGAACAAUUCUAAAGAUGCAAAGGAUCACCACAGCGUCUGUGUCCCUGAAUACAACAGCAGUCACCAAAUCUAAGGAUCAAAUCCUCACCCAGAGCUCAGGAGCCAUGAUAGCUGUAAUCGUCAUUGGAAUAAUCAUCAUUCUCACAUUUCUGCUCAUAGUUCUCAAGACGUACAACAGGAGAACCCAUGCGAAAAGGAUGAUGGCAGGGAGCACCACCAAAACCAGAAAGAAGGUCUCCUCUACUACCACAAAUACAAACCUGGCCAUGAGCAACCUGGCAAGUUCAGUCAAUGGAAGCUUCACGCAUUCCAACUCCAACGCACCUUCAGAGAGCGAAUUUCGCAUACCACGGGUGAACCUCAGUAACAUGGACCAAAGUAACGGAGAGCAUUUCAGCAACACAAGCGGUUCAACCAUAGUGACGAUACAUGAUGUGCCAACAGUGGACAACACAUAGCAGAACAACCUCUGGACUCACAUGUGUAGAAACACAGAGACACCACGAUGAACAAAUCUGUGAAAGAGGCCCAAGAAAUGGGGCCCAGAUUCACUGCACAACUGGGGUCUUGUGGAACAUUGGGUGCCUUCCAGACAAGCUCGGCAUUACAGAAACCUUUAAGACCCCAAAUAUUAUAAUGAAGGACCUCAGGAACAUUUAAAUUGUCCUGACACUUGACAUGAAUAUAGUUUAAUACUUCACACUGAAUUUGGUGAUGAAAUAAUAUAGAUUAAAAUAUAUAUAUUUUACUGCAA
Paramisgurnus dabryanus is the source of this 1053-nucleotide messenger RNA. RefSeq names its product non-compact myelin associated protein (gene ncmap). Gene Ontology annotation, molecular function: structural constituent of myelin sheath. Gene Ontology annotation, cellular component: plasma membrane; paranode region of axon; Schmidt-Lanterman incisure. Lineage: Eukaryota; Metazoa; Chordata; Actinopteri; Cypriniformes; Cobitidae. Gene Ontology annotation, biological process: regulation of myelination. The record is from RefSeq and is a predicted model, not a curated record.